Molecule: messenger RNA, 2594 nt
Organism: Musca domestica (house fly)
Lineage: Eukaryota; Metazoa; Arthropoda; Insecta; Diptera; Muscidae
Product: ESF1 homolog
Exons: 2
Coding region: 71-2485 (804 amino acids)
Biological process (GO): rRNA processing
Cellular component (GO): nucleus
Molecular function (GO): RNA binding
Source: RefSeq, a predicted model, not a curated record
AGCAAUUGCACGUGAAGAGUUUUGUUUAAAAGUGUUAACGAAUUAAAAAACAUAUUUUCCACCGAAAACCAUGGCCAAAGACAAGAAGAAAGUAAAAGAAAAGGCAGCUAAAUCUCAGCAAAAUGGAGUUGAGAAGCCAGCAGCCUCUGGCAACAGUGCAAUUUGGCAGGAUGAACGUUUCCAGCACUUGGUUACGGAUCCUCGUUUUAAAAACCUCCCAAAGGUCCAGAGAAAAGUUAAAAUUGAUAAACGUUUCGAGGGCAUGUUCACAAAUGAUAAAUUCCAAGUGAAAUAUACGGUGGAUAAGUAUGGCAGACGGGUCAAUAGAAGUAAUGCCGAUGAUUUGCGUAAAUACUACGAACUGAACUCCAGCGAUGAUGAGGAAAAGGAAGAGGAGGAAGAAGACAAGGUUGGCGGCCAAGAAUCGGAAAAGGAUGAUUCCGAAGAGGAUGAGCAAGAAGAACGUGAAAAGGAGGAAAAGGCCAUAAUCCAAGAGAGUGAUGUUGAUGAAAAUGAUGCUUUAACCAGUGAUGAUGAAGAGAUGCCCAAAUCGUUAAGGGAUCGCCUAUUGGAUCCCAAUAUCGAUUAUGCCAGAGGAGAGGGACGUUUAAUAACUGAUUCUUCAUCUGAUGAUGACUCUUCGGAGGAUGAUGAAGAUCCGGAAAUGUAUAUAGAUCAUGUGUGGGGAGAAUUAGACAAUGAUGCCGAUACCACCGAUGAAUCAACCAGACGUUUGGCCGUGUGCAAUAUGGAUUGGGAUCGAGUUAGGGCUGUGGAUUUAAUGGUUCUAUUCAAUUCCUUUUUGCCACGUGGUGGUUCCAUAUUGAGCAUAAAGAUAUAUCCAUCAGAAUUUGGUAAGGAACGUAUGAAGGAAGAGGAACUACAUGGCCCCCCUGAAUUGGUGGGCCUAGACAAGGAUUCCAGAAAUCCCAAAAAAGAGAGCGACAAACCCAAAAAGAAGAAGAAAACUUCUGGUAGUGAUGAUGAAGAUGAUGAAUUGGUAGUGGAACAGGACAGUGAUGCCGAGGAAGGCGAUGAAUAUCACAUGGAAAAGUUGCGUCAAUAUCAGCUGAAUCGUUUGCGUUACUACUAUGCUGUAAUGGAGUUCGACAGCGUGGAAUCGGCCGAUAAAAUCUACAAGGAAUGUGAUGGCAUUGAAUACGAAAGUUCAGCCACAAAAAUUGAUUUACGUUAUAUACCCGAUGACACCACAUUCGAUGAGGAUGAACCCACCGAUGUUUGUUUAGAAAUGCCUGACAUGAAUACAUAUCAACCGCGACAAUUUACAACCACAGCCCUGCAACAAGCCAAAGUGGAUUUGACUUGGGAUGAGACGGCAGUAGAUCGUAAAGAACUGGGAGAUAAAUUGUCUUCGGGUAAAAUGGAUGGCAUAAGCGAUCAGGAUUUAAGGAAAAUUGUUGCCUAUAGCAGUGAAGAGGAGGAGGAGGAGGAAGAAGGUGAUGGCGAAGCGGACGAAGAAGAAGAAGAUGAUGCAGAAGAAAGUCAAGUCGAAGAAGAAAAACCAGUGGAGAAAAAAAGUAAAAAGCCCAAAUCCAAGAAAAAGGAGGAAGUCAUUAACAAAUAUAAAGCCUUGUUGGCAGAAAUCAAUGAAAAGGAACAAAAAGAAAAGGAGAAAAAGAAAUAUGCCAUGGAAUUCACUUGGGAGGUUAAUGAGGGCAAUGAAAACAAAGAAGACGAUAAGGAUAAAGAAGAAACAUUUGAAGGCAAACCUAAGUCGGAGCUAACACCCAUUGAAAAAGUCCUGCUGAAACGCAGUGAAAAGAAUAAGAGACGCAAAGAAGAACGAAAGAAAAAGAAAUUACAAGCUGCUGGAGUGGAGUCCGAAUCUGAUCUAGAUUCCUUACCGGAAGGUAUUGAUAUGAGUGACCCCUACUUUGCCGAAGAAUUUGCCAAUGGCGACUUUGUUGAUCCCAAGGCGAAGCGCAAAGAAAAACAAAAGAAACAACGACAGCUAAAGGCUGAGCAGGAGGAAGAAGAUGAAAAGAAUGCCAAGGAAUUGGAAUUGCUGCUAGAUGACAAUGAAGAAGAUCACAAGAAACAGCACUUUAGUCUGGAAAAGAUACUCAAACAGGAGCAGGAAACCAAAUCGAAAAAGAAACGCAAGAAGCAGCUAAAGAAAUCCAAGGCAGACAUUGAGGAAUCGAAUAAACCCAUUGAAGACAAUUUCCAAUUGAAUGUCAAUGAUAAUCGUUUCAAGGCCGUUUUUACUUCACAUGAAUUUAAUAUUGAUCCCACCGAUCCUCAUUUUAAGAAGACCAAGGGUAUGGAACAAUUGAUCCAUGAAAAGCUUAAAAGAAGGCACAAUGAGGGGGAUGUAAAUAAAACGGCAAAUGGAAAUGCUGAGAAUGAUGGACCCGACAGCGCCAAGAAACCCAAGAAAAAUAUUGAAAAUAUUUUGUUGGUGAAAAAUUUGAAACGAAAAAUUCAAAUGAAACAGCAGCAACAACAGCAGCAGGUUAGAUAAGAAUGGAGGAUGUGAGAAGAAAAUAUUUAUGUAAAUAUUGGCGUAGUUUUAGUAAAAAUCGAAACAAAUAUUUGUUAGAAAAUAAUAAAACUGUGUUUUGUACUAAAAA